Auxenochlorella protothecoides is the source of this 2223-nucleotide messenger RNA. Its product is annotated as Mannan endo-1,4-beta-mannosidase 4. Gene Ontology annotation, biological process: proteolysis. The record is from RefSeq and is a predicted model, not a curated record. The transcript is spliced from 13 exons. Gene Ontology annotation, cellular component: extracellular region. The coding region runs from base 1 to 2223 and encodes 740 amino acids. NCBI's taxonomy places the organism in Eukaryota, Viridiplantae, Chlorophyta, Trebouxiophyceae, Chlorellales, Chlorellaceae. Gene Ontology annotation, molecular function: hydrolase activity, hydrolyzing O-glycosyl compounds; calcium ion binding; protein binding.
AUGCUGGCCCUCGCAGGGCUGGGCGUCGCACGGCCGGCACGGACGCUCCUGCAGGAGGACAUGGACGAGUUUGUUCGCGUGCGAGGGACACAGUUCGUGGUUGGGUGCAAGACGUGGUACGCGUCGGGCUGGAACCAGUGGGAGGCCAUGGAGGCAGGAGCGGGGGCCCUGGAGCUGUUUGGCGCCUCCCUCCCCAAUAAAACCACUGGACCCCAGCUUGUGCGGGACGUGCUGGACCGCGCCCAGGCCAAGGGUGUGAACGUGGUGCGGGCCUGGGCCCAGGCCGUGACCCCCAACUACGCGCUGGAGACCGCCCCCGGGCAGUACAACGAGGCCGUGUUCCAGGGCCUGGACUACCUGCUGGACGAGGCGAGGCAGCGCGGCAUCCGCCUCCUCCUGGUCCUGCUGGACAAUUGGCAGCCGGGGGGCGCCGACACGCUGGCCAACUGGGCGGGGUCGAACGUGCACGAGGACUUCUUCAGCAACGCGGACGCCAAGCGGCUGUACCAGGCGCGGGCGGAGGCAAUCGUCACGCGCGUCAAUGCCAUUAACGGGCGCAGCUACUCGGAGGACCCCACCAUCUUCGCCUGGGACCUUAUCAACGAGCCGCGGUGCUACCGCUGCGGUGCCACCACCGCCGCCUGGGCCUCGGAGAUGGCGGCGUACGUGAAGUCGCUGGACGGCAACCACCUGGUGACGAUCGGAGAGGAGGGGUUCUACCCGGCCGGCCAGGCGGCCUCCGCCGCCAACCCCCAGGGCCUGCAGUCCUGGGCGUUUGAGGAGGGCCAGGACUUUUAUGCCGACCACAACGACCCCAACAUCGACUUCACGGCCAUCCACCUCUGGCCCGACAACUGGCUGGACAAGACCACGGACUUUGUGGAGCGCUGGAUCGCCCAGCACAUUCAGCAGGCCGCCUCCCUGGGCAAGCCCAUGCUGCUGGAGGAGUUUGGCGUGUACCGGUCAAGUGGGGCCGACACGAUGCGGGACCAGUACUACAAGCUCAUCUAUGACCUCAUCCAAAAGGACGCCGAGUCAGGCGGACCCUCAGGCGGCGCGCUCUUCUUCCAGUACUAUGCUCCCGGCCAGCAGGCUCCCUCGGAGGAGGGUGGCGGUAUCACCGGCGUCUUUGGCGUCGUGGAGGCCGACAACACCUUCCCCAUCAUCGACGCCUUCACCGCCAGCAUGGCGCAGCUGACUGGCAAGAGCGUGAGCCAGUGCUCCGCCACGUCCGGAGUAUCUGUCACCGCCGUGCGUGACUGCUCCUACACGCAAGUCAACGGGCGACCGGGCACAGGGUAUGAGGGCCCCGCCUGCGACGUGGACAUCAACGAGUGCGUGCGUGGCACGUCAGGCUGCGCGAUCACUGGGGCCGCCUGCACCAACUCGGCGGGCGGGUACACCUGCGCAUGCACGCUGGGCUACGCCGGGGACGGCUUCUCCUGCAACCCCACGCCCACCCUGGACCAGCUGCAGCUAAACUACACCACCCAGGGCGCCGCGCAGCUGGCCUGCGACGAGGGGCAGGACGUGAAGUACCCCACCGGGGUCCCGGGCUUUGCUUACGACCCGACGGGGGGCCUGUCCAGGGCGGAUGGGGCCUCCGAUGCCAUGGUGAGCUCCGGGUCUUCCAUCUCGGUGCAGCCGGUGGACUGCAUGGCGGCCUGCAAUGAGGCGCCCGGCUGCACGGCCUUUUCCUACAAUCCGUCUCUCCAAAAGUGCUUCCUGAAGACGGGGUCGUCGUACAACACCUGCCAGAUCGACCUGGGCCGGAGCCCGCCCAGCCUCUGGACACCUGACGAGCCAUCUCUGGCCAAGGCAGCAUCAGAAACCGCUGAGGCGGUGUGCAAGCUCCUAGGAGAAGCGGCCCUUGCGGUGUUGACAGAUAAGGCUGGCGAGAGCAUCUGCGAGAUGCUCCUCCUCAUGUCUCAGCUUGGGCUGGUGGAGAUGAAGGGGAAGGGCGAAAAGAUGGAGAGGCUGGCCCAGAGCCUGGCCCCGCACUUCAUCCCAGUGUGCACAGAUCUCUUCGCAAAGUCCACGACAAGCAGUGGCAGUCGCCUGCACCGCAGCAUUGCUUCUACCCUGCUGGACUACGUGUUUGGUAAUCGUGCGGCCAUCUCUGUAUUUGGAAAAGAGAAGAGCAGGCUUUCAGCCCUCUAUGAGACUGCCUUGGGUGACAUCAGCGACGCCUCAACGCAGGUGGAUGGGACUAAGAAGGGUUGA